AUGACUACCACUGGUUUUGCUGUUGUUGAGUUUGUCGAUGAAAAGUCAGUUGAGAUAAUUUGUGAAAAAUGGAUAGAGACAUGUGAUGGGGUAAGUAUUGCAAUUUUCAAUAAUUAUAUGUAGCGGUAUGUAUGGGUGAUCAUAAAGGAAACCAUAUUACGUCGAGGAUGUCAUAUAUUUUGCAAAAGAUUGUUAAACAACAGAACCAGCUAUAUGGUAAGUAUUUUAUAAUGCAAGGUGUCUAUUUUUUAUCUUAGGUUAUGUACAGCUACUGGCCACAGUUAAAUGCAAAAGGAAAAGCUAAAAAAACUGAGAUCCCCGACAAAGAAUUAUGGAAGAAGUAUAAAAUAAGGGUGUUGUCAUACACAGGUAUUAAUGUAUUUUAGUAUAAUGUAUUUUAGUAUAAAACCAUGUUCUGUUUGCCCAUUCAUGCAGUUCACCUAUAAAUCUGGUGCAAUAUUUAUUGCUACAAGCAUUAAUUAUUGUGUUGCAAAAUAACAGUAUGUGUACCUCUCUAAUAUCUGUAUUGUCCAUAUUAGAGAGGUACAACUGUAUUUGAAUUUCAGUCGUUGUACCAUUUUCUAAUGCUUUUAGAUAAUUUCAAGACAGCUCAAAAGCGGUUAAAAAAAGCUGAAGAAACAUCAAAUGUUGAUUCAGAGUCUGAUUCAGAUGGUUGUGAAAGAAGAAAGAGGUCAAAACCUAACACCCCAAGAAAGAGAAGUCGACCAGGAAGUUACCAUUAUGCUGAACUGUCGUAA
Paramuricea clavata is the source of this 758-nucleotide messenger RNA. NCBI's taxonomy places the organism in Eukaryota, Metazoa, Cnidaria, Anthozoa, Malacalcyonacea, Plexauridae. The record is from the annotation of a GenBank genome assembly.